Molecule: messenger RNA, 477 nt
Organism: Talaromyces rugulosus
Lineage: Eukaryota; Fungi; Ascomycota; Eurotiomycetes; Eurotiales; Trichocomaceae
Exons: 1
Coding region: 1-477 (158 amino acids)
Source: RefSeq, a predicted model, not a curated record
AUGAGGCCUUUUCUUCGUCUUCAUCAUACUACCAAGAAUGUCACACGACACUUCAAUUGUCAAUCAAAACCACAAGGGACUACUACUGUUUCCUCAUUGUCUUCACAACAAAAAAAGUGUAACCUGACAACAUCGGCAAUACUGUCCACCGAAAGGCACAAUGGCGACUCGGAUACCCUCCUAAACCGCCAUUCACUCAACCCAUCAAGGGGAGAAAACUCCCAGAGUGGCACAGACAACGAAGUAGCCAGCCACGACGCCCCCUUUGAUCCCUCCAACACAGCCCCCGAGGCUGAGAUGGAGGCAACGGCCAGGGAGUCCUCGCAGCGGAAUAAACAGAGUAACCCUCUUGACGUCAGUCCGGCCAAUAAAGAUGUCAACAAGGCACGCGAUCCUUCAGAGGACAAGGCUGAGCGCGGGGUUGAAAGACCUCCAAGCGCGCGAGGAUUCACUCGCAAAAACAAGCCAGUGAAUUAA